CCCACGACAAUUGUUUUUUUUUUCCUAUUUAUUCCAGUUUCCUUCUUCCUCCACGAACUCCCAUAACUCUCCCACUUUCAUCUUCUUUUCAUUAUUGAACUCUACCCUUCUUCACCCCACCACCAUCACCUACACCUACACCCAGACCAGACCCUCGAUCCCUUCUUAAUACAUCCCACAUCAAUCAACCUCAUCUACCCAAUCACAUUAUUAUUUUUUUCGCCGUAGUCUACGCUGUCGUCAAUUGCCAAGCCAAAAUGCCUCCCCAGUAUCCUGGUUUCACCAUUGUGGAUGCCAUUAAGGCAGCUGGUCCUGCUCCUGACCUCGGCGCCUAUGGAUUUGAUCCCGAGCACACAAUUGAGCCGCCUGUUAACUUCUACUGCGAUGUUCAACCUUGUCGCGCUGUCUUCUCAACACACCAUGGCACCAAACCGUUUCAGACUCCUGAGAACCCGCAGCACACUGGCGCGCGAAGAUUCCGCAAGUGGAAUGCCGGCGAAAUCCAGGCCUGUUGCGAUAACAUUCGCAGCAGUUUUCCCGUCGAUGUGAUGCACAUCACACCUUUGGAGAAUUACGCCGGCCUUUACGAGUAUUUCGACGCCCACGACUUGUACCAUCUCGGCACUCACAACCUCUGGAACGUCAUUCACCACCUUCAUUUCGAGAACCAGUACUACAUACUGAAUGAGGCCUGGAUGUCUUCGCAGGUCGAGCGCAUCAUUGCGACCAACGAGGUAGUCCGAGAGAAGCUUCGCAACUUCGACCCCAGAGUCACCAACGACAUCUUGUCGAUGUUCAAGCCCGAAGAGCUAGGGGAUCUUGCGCGCGUUAGCGUAGAGCAGCAGGGUGCCCUUCGUGCUAUCUUUGUAACGCAGUACAUGCGUCUUAGUCGGGGAGGAUCUGUUCGACGUGAGUAAUGUCAUCGUUCUCUAGAGUAUUCUUUCUUAUUCAUCUCCUGCAUUUACUAACAUGCUAAAAGGAUCCCCCGAUACAAUGCCAGCACACGGA
This is a messenger RNA of Hypoxylon trugodes, 1008 nucleotides long. RefSeq lists its product as uncharacterized. The transcript has a single exon. The record is from RefSeq and is a predicted model, not a curated record. Bases 258 to 917 code for a protein of 219 amino acids. Lineage: Eukaryota; Fungi; Ascomycota; Sordariomycetes; Xylariales; Hypoxylaceae.